Aspergillus niger is the source of this 1086-nucleotide messenger RNA. RefSeq lists its product as uncharacterized. Gene Ontology annotation, biological process: protein localization to plasma membrane. The record is from RefSeq and is a predicted model, not a curated record. The annotation marks the transcript as partial. Gene Ontology annotation, cellular component: plasma membrane. Lineage: Eukaryota; Fungi; Ascomycota; Eurotiomycetes; Eurotiales; Aspergillaceae. The transcript has 6 exons.
AUGUGGUACGCGAUUUCUCGACCAAGCGAGUAUCUCGUGCUCACUGGAGCCGGGAUUGACGACAUCAAAGUAUGCAAGAAGGCAUUUGUGUGGCCACUUCAACGGUGUUCGAGGAUAUCUGUAGCACCGUAUGAUUUCUCGCUUAGCCUUCAGGCUAUGACAAUCGAGAAGCUGCAGUUUUCUCUGCCAGCAGUGUUUACCAUCGGCCCUGAUAACGAGCAAGGCGCACUCAGAAAAUAUGCGCUGCUUCUUUCGGGCUGCACAGACGAGGCUGAUCCUACCCAGAAGAAGGAUCUGAACAGCAAAGCAAAGCAGAACCAUGUACAGGAUAUUGUUCGAGGAAUCAUCGAAGGUGAAACACGAGUGAUCGUUUCUAGCAUGUCCAUGGAGGAGAUCUUCAAGGAGAGACAGAUAUUUAAGACGAAAGUGAUCGAGAACGUUCAAAAUGAACUCCAGCAGUUUGGCCUGAGAAUUUAUAAUGCCAACGUAAAGGAGCUUCAAGAUACCCCUGGAAGUGAAUAUUUUGCUUUCCUGAGCCGAAAGGCUCAUGAGGGAGCCCUCAACCAAGCCAAGAUUGAUGUUGCCGAGGCACGAAUGAAAGGAGAAAUUGGAGAGGCAGAGAAAAAGGGCAGAACCAAGCAGGAGAUCUCCAAGAUUGACGCCGACACUGCUGUUCUAGAAACAAAGCGCAAGGCGGAGAAGGCCAAGGCAGACUCAGAGCUUACGAACCGCAAAACAGAACUGGAUGCUGACGUCCAACUCAACAAGAUCGCAGCUCAGCGUCAGACGGAAAUGAGAGACGCUGAGUUGCAGAAACAAGUGCAAAGCAAGCGCGCAGAGACGGAGUUGGAGCGUCUCAGAGCCGAGCAGGUCACAAAAAGCAAGGUUGAGCGUGAGUCUUCCCAGGAAGAGGCCGACGCUGCCUUUUAUACGGAACAGAAGGCGGCGGAUGCAGAAUUGUAUAAGAGCAAAAUGGAAGCAGAUGCAACCUAUUACCGCCAGAGCAAAGACGCAGAUGCAGCUUUCUAUACUCAAAAGCGAGAAGCCGAAGGAAUCCUCGAGAUGGCAAAGGCAUAUGGUGCGCUC